Molecule: messenger RNA, 2823 nt
Organism: Tigriopus californicus
Lineage: Eukaryota; Metazoa; Arthropoda; Copepoda; Harpacticoida; Harpacticidae
Product: neuropeptide F receptor-like
Exons: 6
Coding region: 837-2432 (531 amino acids)
Biological process (GO): G protein-coupled receptor signaling pathway
Cellular component (GO): membrane
Molecular function (GO): G protein-coupled receptor activity
Source: RefSeq, a predicted model, not a curated record
CAAGUUGAGAAAACGUGAAAAAAGGUGUCAACAUUGAAAAAUAGGUUAUGAAAAUGCGCAAAAAUGAUGUAAAUUUUCAAAAAAGUGUUGUGGCGCACAAAGGACUGUCACAGUGUGGAAAAGGUCAAAACUGGAAAGAAAGUUGUGAAAAUGCGCAAAAGUGUUGUAAAUAUGCAAAACAAAUCAAGCCCACGAAGAACUGUCACAGUGGGGAAAGAGCCUUCAAUGGUCCACCAAAUUUGCCCAAGGAUGCUUGUGUGCUUGUGUUGGUGUGAAUACACACACCAACUAUCUUACUUGGAUGCAACCAGGCCCAAAAGGUACAAAAUGUCAGUUGAAAAGUUGCAACUCGCGCCAGUCUCAAAGCAAGAGCGGAAAUGAUUCUUCAGUGUUGUUGUUGCUGUUGUACAUCCCAGGUUUUUGAAGUCAAAACACCAAGCCUUAACAUUUUCCCAGCUCUCGGCGGGAGUUCCGCGGCCUUUUCUCGAUUGCUCCUCCGCCUAAAAGAGGAGAGUGCUCGAACGAAGGCCGCCAAAGACAAACCAAACGUCCGUGAGACCAUGGACAAGAGACGAGAGAGGAAGAGCGAGAGGAGAAAAAGUUGCAGUGGAAUCUUUGGACUCUUGGCAAGUUGUGCCUUUGAUAGACUGGUUGGACUUCAGUGAUGUUUGUCAGUGUAUCCAAGUUUGUUGGAAAGAAACUUGUGUUUUCGCCCCAAAAAGACCCAAAAUCCUCUGUUUAGUAUUCAUAACAACCAACUGGAAAUCUUUAUGAAAGAUUCAUCCAUAUUAAUACUUUGAGAGAGGCCACGAGCUGCCGUGGGAACCGGGCGAAGAAUGGAGUUGGGAACGGAUUUUUCAUCUCCAUUGCCUUAUUAUCUGAAUAGCACGGAGCUCGAGAUCGUCCCUGAGCGUGGCAUCAUUGCCCUCAAUUACCUCAAUCCCUACGUGGGAUCACCAAUGGUGGCCGAGCCAGUUCCUCCGGGAAUCAAUAUCUUCAACAUAAUGAACUUGACAGUGGCAGACGAUGUCUCUCGAUUGGAGGAGUGGACCAUCCUCAUCAAUCCCAAUAGCACCAAAUAUGCCAAACUCAAAUCGUUCUUCCAGGAGAUACGAGCGCUUCUGUGGAACCUUGAUAUCCCAGAAAACAUCUACUAUCUGCUCCUCGCCCUGUACAUACCCAUCAUCAUUCUUGGUUCGGUGUUGAACUUGGUAAUUUUAUGCAUCAUUCUAUCCUCGAACAAGCUUCGAGUGGAUCCUCGGAAUUCUUUCAUUGUGGGUUUGGCCUUCUCGGACCUGUCCUUGUGUCUCUUCACCUCACCGUUGACAUUGUGGUACACUUUGGAAGGCCGUUGGCCAUUGGGUGGCAAGACCGAGUUCAUCUGCAAGUUUGUGAUGGCUGGUCAAGACUUUCCGAUCUUUAUGUCAUCUUUCUGCAUUGGUGCCAUUGCUUGUGACCGAUUUCGAUUCAUUGUCCAAUCCCAUCGAAAACAGAUGACCGCAAAACAGGCCUUUGUGGUGUCCUUUGUUCUGGGUGGGAUUAGCACGGCCUUUGUUUCGCCAGUGUUCAUGACGGCCAAGUUGUGGCAAUAUCCGUACUUUGGUGACCGAUAUUUCUGUCAAGUCGAUUGGGUGGACCCUUCUCCUGUCAAUUACACCAUCAUCGCCAAUUCUUUUCAUUUUCUCCUUACCGUGGUGAUUGUUGUUUGCUUAUAUGCAGCCAUAUAUUACCGGAUACGCUCUCGACCACCCAGCCAAAACCCCAAUGUAAACAGAAGACGACGAAGAACAAACAUGUUCCUUGCCUUCAUCACUAUUUUCUUUUUCCUGAGUUGGACUCCGUCGGUCUUGUACAGUGUAUUUCACGAUUUCUUUCGCCAACUUUUACCCGAAAGGCAUUCUAUGCCCUCUGUGGGCUAUGCCUUCUCUUUGAUCUUCGGCCUCAUGAGCUCGAUAGCCAAUCCAAUAUUGUACACAUCCCUCAAUGAAAGCUUUCGAGAUGCUUUGCGCGAUUCCCAAUUCAGCCGAUGGGUCUCAGUGCGGAGGAGUAGUCAAAAACUCCAAAACCGCCGAAGCCAAAUGGGGGAAUAUGACCCAGAAACCACUAAAAACAACAAUGACAAGAUCGAGGAGCGCCAGUUAAGUGGUUGCAGUCGAACAGUGGUUCUAAUUCUUCAGGAAGAAGGCUCUGGAAAGUUAUCCCUCCCUUCGCCUCUUUCAGGAAACGGGUUUGACGUAAGUAGGGUUACAGUGUCACCAAAGUCGGAACUACCAGAAGUGCAGAUCCAAGGACAUUUGUCAACUGAGAUGAAGAAGAAGAAAAAGAAAAAGGCCGUCCUCUUCGAUGGCUUGGAUCCGGAAGAGAAAAAUGAACCAAGGCUGUGCAAACCUGAUAAUGAAGAAGAUAGACAACUUUUGGAAACUGACUUGUGAGCUUAUUGUCAAGAGGCAUCGCUUUAGUGUAUUGGUGGCAUGUGACAAGCACCUGUUACGAUAUCUUCAACAAAGCUUAAGAUUUGUCAGGAAGUUUCCACAAUUUCCCCUGCGAUAGAAAGGGUGAACAAUAUCUCAUCAACUUUUUUCUUUAAGACCAGUAUUUUACUUACUUCGAUUUGUCUUGGUACAGACCAUUUUUUUGACUUUUCAACCUUUAGCAGGGCGGAGAGUCUAAAUCUCAAACAGGCCUGAGUUUGACAUGUCAAAAGAAGGGUCAAACAUAUUUUAAAGAUAAAACUCUUCAUAUCAAUUUGCAACUUCGAUUAUGGGCAAUGCUGUGUUUUUGCGAGAGUGAAAUGGUCCCAAUAAAACCUCUCUACUACAAUAA